CUAAUUUGCUCCAUAAAAUCAAAAAGUAAUGCUUUUGUAAAUUUGUAAUUUUAAAAUUUAAAAUUAAAACAGCAAAGACAGUAAUUCGAUCAAACCAUGGGUGAUAGUGACAAAAAAUUGAGCUGGGCUGUUGGCAAGAAGACGGUGAUGUGUGUGGGCGCCACGUCCAUUGACUUCGUCUCGACCACGAAGACCUUUCCCGAGCCGAAUAAGUUGGAGAAGGCCGUCGGAGGAUACUGGAUACGCGGCGGCAAUGCCUCCAACAAUUGCACUGUGCUCUCGAAUCUGGGGGUCAAGGUGGAGUUCUUCGGAAUGCUGAGCAGCUUGUGUAUGUUCCAAGUUCUGGUGGAUGACCUAAAGGCACGUGGCAUCAUUGUGGAGAACUGCCCAACCUGUGACCAGCCUGCACCUUUUGCCUCUGUGAUACUCACCAAGUCGACCAAGACGCGAAAUAUCAUAUCCUGCAAUAGUAACUUUCCCCAUGUCGAUAUCAAUGAUUUCCGUAAACUGGACCUCAGCAAAUACGGUUGGAUUCACAUGCGGGCACUUUACUUCGAGAACACCAUGGCGAUGAUCAAAGAAUUGGCGGCAUAUAAUGCAAAUAGGGAGGAUAAGAUCGUUGUGUCGGUGGAGUUUGACCACAAUCUGGACGAUAUGUGGCCCCUGAUGGACUACUGUGACUAUGCCAUCUUCUCCAAGCAGUUGGCCCAUCCGAAUGGCUGGCUUUCCAUAGAGGAUGCCUGCAUGCAGCUGGACGAGCGAUUGGGGAUGCGAUUUGGCCUGAACCUCAAGCGACCCUGCUUAAUAGUUCUGUGGGGCGAUCAGGGGGCCGGGUUCAUGGACCUCGCCGGGCACUACACCCACUCCAAGCCCCACAAACCCAGACGCAUCGUGGACGCCCUGGGAGCAGGUGACACCUUCGUGGGCGCCUUCAUCUACGCCCUCUACAUCCGGGAGCGAUCCCUUCCAGUCGCCGUGGACUUCGGCAAUCGCAUGGCCAGCUACAAGUGCUCCAAAAAUGGCUACGAUCACAUCGCCAACAUUCUACUUCCACCGGUCUUAUGAUUUCGACAAAACCAUUUCAUGAUGUUUGCCCUAUUUCACGUUUUAUAACCCAAAAAAUAAAUGUUUUC
Drosophila rhopaloa is the source of this 1133-nucleotide messenger RNA. Its product is annotated as ketohexokinase. The record is from RefSeq and is a predicted model, not a curated record. Gene Ontology annotation, biological process: fructose metabolic process. The transcript has a single exon. Lineage: Eukaryota; Metazoa; Arthropoda; Insecta; Diptera; Drosophilidae. Bases 97 to 1065 code for a protein of 322 amino acids. Gene Ontology annotation, molecular function: ketohexokinase activity.